Molecule: messenger RNA, 1692 nt
Organism: Microplitis mediator
Lineage: Eukaryota; Metazoa; Arthropoda; Insecta; Hymenoptera; Braconidae
Exons: 1
Coding region: 1-1692 (563 amino acids)
Biological process (GO): DNA integration
Molecular function (GO): nucleic acid binding
Source: RefSeq, a predicted model, not a curated record
AUGCAAGAUUGUUGGCGUCUGAAGAUUGGUUGGGAUGAAUCUGCAUCACAGGAAUUAGCAGCCAAGUGGCUGUCCUUUGCCGAACAACUAACGCACAUGCCUGCAAUUGACAUCAAUCGUCGUCUUAUCAUCGAUCAGCCAAUUGGAGUCGAAAUCCACGGGUUUUGCGACGCUAGUAAACUAUGUUAUGGAGCUUGCAUCUAUAUCCGUUCUACCAACAGCUCGAAUCAAGUCUGGGUCGGCUUAGCUUGUUCGAAGUCACGUGUCGCACCACUCAAGGAAACUACGAUUCCCAAACUCGAACUCUGUGGGGCUCUCACACUCGCUAGAUUAUAUCACAACGUUCAAUCAACUCUUGGGGUUUCUAUAUCGCGCUUAGUUCUUUGGUCGGAUUCCACGAUCGCUCUCGCUUGGAUCAAAAAAUCUUCAGUCGUAUUAAAGGUAUUCGAAUCAAAUCGAGUCAAGGAAAUUCAGAAACUCACCGCAGACGUCGAAUGGUGGUACGUAGGAACUAAAACUAAUCCAGCUGACGCUCUAUCCCGCGGACAAUUUCCGCGAGAAUUUCAGACUAAUUCAAAUUGGUUUCAGGGUCCGUCUUGGUUAUCGCAGUCGUCUAAUUUUUGGCCUACUAAUCCUACUCUCGAAACUCAGGGUCCACUGGAAACUCUGGAACUUCAAUGUCUUGUCAUUCAAUCUGAACCAUCUGUCAUUUUUAAUCGAUUCUCAUCUUAUUCUAAACUUAUUAACGUCAUUUCACUUUGUCUUCCCUGGAGAUCUUCUAGCAUAUUCAAAACCAAUCGCGUGUCUGUCGCAGAACGUCAUCAGACAGAAACUCGAAUUUUACAUCUCAUUCAACAGGAACAGUUCGGCUCAGAAAUCAGCAACUUAGAAAAUUCUAAACCAGUCAAAAGUGCUAAAUUGGGGGCUUUCGAUCCAUACUUUGGUAAUAGCGGUUUACUUCAGGUCGGUAGUCAUCUAAAAAAUUUUGAUUUAACUCGUUCACAGAAACACCCUAUUCUCUUGCCAUCUCAUCAUUAUGUGACAGAUCUCAUCAUUCGGGACACCCAUCAGCGCAUGCAUCACGCCGGAAUUCUGAGUACUUUGUUUGCUAUUCGUCAGCGGUUCUGGCUUCUUGACGACAAGAAUCAGGUCCGUAAAAUCGUUCGUAAGUGUGUCGUUUGUAUCCGUCACCGUCCGGAGCCUAUACAAUACAAGAUGGCCGACUUACCAAGAUUUCAAGUCCAAGGUUCAUAUGCUUUCGAACACACCGGGUUAGAUUUUUGUGGUCCCUUUCUCAUCAAGGAAAAACGUUAUAAUCGUGAAACUCGUUCUUGUAAUACCACUCUCAUCAAGGCGUACGGUUGUAUCUUCAUUUGUAUGUCCACUCGAGCAGAACACAUCGAAAUCGUCAGUGAUCUAAGUACUGAUGCAUUUCUAGCUAGUUUUCGACGAUUUAUCGGUCGCAGAGGUAUUCCAUCACACGUCCAUUCGGACAACGGGUUAAAUUUCGUCGGUGCUAGUAAUCAACUUCAUGAACUCUACAGUCUUCUUCAAUCGAAAGAUCACCAGGAUCAGGUGCUUUUAUUUUCUAAUCCACGUAACAUCACUUGGCAUUUCAAUCCGCCUCUUUCACCUUACUUCGGUGGAGUGUGGGAGGUAGCCGUAAAAUCUUUUAAACACCAUUUUAAGUAA